Molecule: messenger RNA, 411 nt
Organism: Solanum stenotomum
Lineage: Eukaryota; Viridiplantae; Streptophyta; Magnoliopsida; Solanales; Solanaceae
Product: 1-aminocyclopropane-1-carboxylate oxidase homolog
Exons: 2
Coding region: 1-411 (136 amino acids)
Source: RefSeq, a predicted model, not a curated record
AUGGAUUGGCCAGAGGGCCUUGGUGUUUUGGCCCUUGACUAUCCAGCAUACCCUCAGCCAGAACUUACCAGAGGCACCAACAAAUAUUUUGACAAUGAUUUUCUCACAGUGCUUCUACAAGAUCACAUAGGAGGACUCCAAAUGCUUCACCAGAAUCAGUGGGUUGAUGUUCAUCCAACGUGUGGUGAUCUUCUCAUCUCAAACGACAAGUACAUAAGUGUUGAACACAUAGUAUUGACAAAUAAAGUUGGACAAAGAGUAUCAGUUCCAUGCUUCUUUGGCACAGAUUCAAUGACAUCUCCCAAGAUUUAUGGACAGAUUUCUGAAUUGUUGUUAGAAGAUAGCCCUCCAAAAUAUCAUACAACCACAGUGAAAGACUAUUCUGAGUUGUCACGACCCAGACCGUCGUGA